Molecule: messenger RNA, 602 nt
Organism: Pelecanus crispus (Dalmatian pelican)
Lineage: Eukaryota; Metazoa; Chordata; Aves; Pelecaniformes; Pelecanidae
Source: RefSeq, a predicted model, not a curated record
CUGAAAGCUGAUGUGGUUCCAAAGACAGCAGAAAACUUCAGAGCUCUUUGUACUGGGGAAAAAGGAUUUGGAUAUAAAGGAUCCACUUUUCACAGAGUGAUUCCUUCAUUUAUGUGCCAGGGUGGUGACUUUACAAAUCAUAAUGGAACCGGUGGAAAAUCCAUUUAUGGCAGUAGAUUUCCAGAUGAAAAUUUCACACUUAAGCAUGUAGGACCUGGUGUCCUUUCAAUGGCCAAUGCAGGACCCAAUACAAAUGGAUCUCAGUUCUUCAUUUGCACUGCAAAAACUGACUGGCUAGAUGGAAAACAUGUUGUUUUUGGGCAUGUAAAGGAAGGAAUGGAUGUCGUGAAAAAAAUUGAGAGCUUUGGUUCCAAGAAUGGCAAGACCUCCAAAAAGAUUGUCAUUACUGACUGUGGCCAGCUGUCCUAGCCUUCAGGACCUUCCUACCAUUCAGGACAACUUCAAUGCUGUGAAAAAAAAAUCCUAAAAAAACCCCAAACAUUUCUGAUCCCAUGAGUAGCACCUAUGGAACCAUAUUUUCUAUUUAACUUGGUCCAACUUUUAUAUUUAUAUUGAAUAAUAUUGAUUAAAAGCAUAAAACA